This is a messenger RNA of Penaeus vannamei (Pacific white shrimp), 2843 nucleotides long. RefSeq names its product G1/S-specific cyclin-E. Gene Ontology annotation, cellular component: cytoplasm; cyclin E1-CDK2 complex; nucleus. Gene Ontology annotation, biological process: regulation of cyclin-dependent protein serine/threonine kinase activity; G1/S transition of mitotic cell cycle. Lineage: Eukaryota; Metazoa; Arthropoda; Malacostraca; Decapoda; Penaeidae. The record is from RefSeq and is a predicted model, not a curated record. Gene Ontology annotation, molecular function: cyclin-dependent protein serine/threonine kinase regulator activity.
ACACCCAGGUCAGAGCGAGGGAGCUCAGUACCUUUGGUCGUGUCACCCCGAACGGAAUAACCUCUCUGCCAUGGGAUCGAAAACCAUACCGGAUAUAUUACUUCACAGUCUUCAUGGACAACAGUUUUUAAUCACUUGCGGCCCUGUUAGCAUCACCAGAUCUCUCCCACAAGCAACACACACCUCCUCCAUGUCUCAGAAUCAGAGAAGGCUUAAAAAUGGCACUCUCUCGACUAGAACGAAACCGGCUAUUCUAAGAACUCGAAAGAGAAAGAACUCUGAAAAUGAAGAUGAAAAUAAAGAAGUAAAACAGGCCAGAUUGGAUACGACGGAAAUGCCUCUUCCCCUUGGUGAUGUAACCUCAAGCCUCAACAUAGAAAGAGAAAGAUCAAUUACUCCAGAUAACCCUGUACCGGAAACAUGGCACAAAUUCAGAGGCUUGACUUGCAUCCCAACACCAGAGUCCAACAGAAAACUACCACUGCCAAAACUAAGUUGGGCAGAUCGAGGGCAGGUGUGGACACUAAUGUGUCGGAAAGACCGCAUGUAUGCACGCCAACCUGACUACCUCUCACAGCAUCCAUCUCUUCAAGCGCGCAUGAGAGCUAUUCUCUUAGAUUGGCUGACAGAAGUGUGUGAAGUAUAUAGGCUGCACAGAGAGACCUAUUAUCUAGCUACAGACUACAUAGACCGCUACCUCAGUGCUACACAUGAUGUACCCAAACAGCAACUACAGCUUAUAGGUAUAACAUGUUUAUUCAUAGCUGCAAAAAUAGAAGAAAUUUACCCACCAAAGUUGUCAGAGUUUGCAUAUGUGACAGAUGGUGCCUGUAUAGAAAAUGAAAUCCUAGUAAAAGAGCUAGUCAUACUACAGAAACUUAAUUGGGACUUGUGUCCUGUAACCUCAAACUGCUGGUUAAACACAUACCUGCAGUUGAGCCAAGAAUUCGCCAUGCGAGAGGCCAAUGGUGGAGAAUCUUCCAGUGAUGAUCAUAGUUUUGUAUAUCCUCGUUACUCACCGUUAACAUUUGUUCAGGCAGCAAGAUUGUUGGAUCUGUGUACCCUUGAGAUUUCCAGCUUGUCCUUCAGCUCAAGCAUAGUUGCUGCUACUGCAAUGUGCUACAUGACCUCCCCACAGUUGGCAAGUCAAGUAUCGGGUUAUUCUACAGAGGAGAUGCAAGCAUGCUAUGAUUGGAUGGCAGCUUUUGCAGUCACAGUGCAUGAAAUGGGGCCAAUGCAGUUGAAGUCCUUCAGCCAAGUGGCCCAAGAUGACAUCCAUAACAUUCAGACACACUCAGUUGAUCUUGACACUUUGGAACGAGCUCAGAUUAGAUUAAGUCAGAUUCAGUCGUCAUCCUCUCGGAGUAGCCCUCAGACCACAGAAGUUUCUGUGGCUAUGCUCACUCCACCCAAAACUGAUGAGAAGACUAGAUUUGUAGAGUAUACUGGAUAGGAAGUUCAACAGUGUAGAUUUAAGUGUGCAAAUGGCUCAAUAACACUCAUUUGGUCCAUUCCAUAGUGGUGAUUAGAUAUUUCCAGCAUGAUCUUUAGGGCUCAGGAUUAUAUCUUGAUUAAACCUGUAUAUUGUAAGCCAGUUUUACAGGGUGUCUUCUGUAGGAUUAUGCAUGCAGUGGUUGAAGCCAUGUAGCCAUCUCUUUUAAACAUAUCAAGCAUGAUAAUGGCCAUGCUUAUACAUAUCAGAGGCAUUUUAUGCUAGUUAUAGUGACCUAACAAACAAAAAAAAAUAUAUAAAAAAUAUUGUAUAUUUGCUUUGCUCACUAAUGCGCAUGCUAGACAUCAUAUUUUCUUACAUGUUGUGGAUGUUACAGGAUAUUUGAGUUGUUUUAAUGGGAAAAUUACAUUAUGGGGUUAUUCAGUGUCUUGAAGUAUUGACAGUUUUUGGUAUGAGUUCUCUUAUGCAUAUGGAUGAUAAAUUGGUAAUUUAUUGACGUCAUGCAGGUUCCUCCUGUCAUCAUGGGCUUGUUAGUGAGUUCUCUUAAUUUAUAUUCUUGUACAUAAUUAGGUAUGUUAUAUUACAAUAAGGUUCAAAUCGAAUAGAUAGUGAUUAGCCAAAUAAAACACUUUGGAGUUACAAGAUGGAGAGGAUCUUAGUGGUCAGCAUUGCAAGGAGUGGCAUUUUGCUGUCAUGAAGACAGGCUGUGUACAUAUCACUAUGACUGUGCCUGGUAAAACAAAUCUAGUCUUUUUCCGUAAGGGGAUUACAAUUUAUUUUGUUUUAGUGCCGAGUGCAAUGGUGUUUCAUAGGAAUAUAUGAAGUACAUUUUUUUCAUUGUUUUUCCUCUUCAACUCCUAAACUAACAAGAGACGUAGUGCUGUUUUGUAUAACGAAUCAUUGCAUCAUGCCAGCUUUUGUAUUUUUUUUUCUUCAGUUUAAACAUAUAUGCGCAAAUAUUAUCAUCUUUGGGAGUUUCAACACUGCGUUCAUCUUUGUGUUAUCUGUGUGAUGCUGCAGGGCUAUUAUAAAGACUUCAUGUUGGAGCCUUACAAAUACAACUUAAAGGAGCCAGACUCCUUUUCCUUUUUGAGUCAACGAAUUUAUAAAGGAGCUAGGGCUUUUGUGUGUUGCUCCCUGGCUCCAAAGAAUUUGUGCCAAUGACACUGCCAUUAAAUAAGGGGCAUUUUCACCUGUGACCAGUCCAGCACUGUCAGUAUUUAUCUGGGCAUUGUCCUUUAUCAUUGUUACUUUUACAAGAGAUAUUCAGUUUUAUUAUUAUUAUUUUCUUCAUUGAGUUAGCCAGUCUAUAGGAAAUUGGAGAAUACCUUUGUUCAUUAGGUGUUUCAAAACCAUGGCAUUUUGUUUUAUUAAAUUCUUGCAUACUGUU